GUCGAUCGUGUGUACUGAUUCGGGUUCGAGCAUCGAGGCGUUACCGUAGUUACUCUGCGUGGGUGGGGAGACUCCCGCCAUCAGAAGAAAGGUGCUGCCCUUGGCCGAAGUCGGGUUGCACAAGUGAGAAACAAAGAACCGGAACCCGCGGUGGAACCGUCCAACCAGAAACCUCGCCCGCGGUUCACCUUGGUAUCGCGAUGCGGAUCUUUGUUGGCAGCAGAAGCAGCCCUGUUAUUACUUGCUCGCAUCGAAAGUGAAAUUGUCCGCUUCGAACGGUGGAGGUGGAGGGAGAGCAAGAAAGGAAGAAAAAUUCUCAUCGACUGUGGUCCCAGUGUGUGGGUCUUGCCGGGUUCAUUGUCUCCCUGAUCACUGUAGACACCGACGGAGACCUUUGCCGAUGUUGUUGCAUUGAGGAACCUUAGCGAAAAAAUAACCUUUUGAAUGGCUUUCGUUUUAGUGCAACAAGCAUAGGUGGUAGUUAUAGUAAAAUGAUAAUGUGAAAUCUGCCAUCAAAGAAGUAUAAAAAUUUCGCUGCGGUGCAAGCAGAUGGAAACGCUUUGUUUUUUUUUUUAUUUCGUGUAAUAUUCAUUAAAAGUGAAAUGAUACAAUGCCAAAAAUAUGACCUAAUUGCAUAACAGGCAGAGAGGGUCCAAGCGUGAAGUGUUUUUUUUUUUUGGGGCUACCAGUUGGCCAAUUCAAUUGGGCCGUCUUCACAAAUUAACAACAAAAGAAAGAAAAACCUAGAUUCGGCUGUUAUGCUGCUUUAGUAGGGUUUUGUCGUUUUUUUUUUUCUUUCUGUUGCUACUCAUGCAGCCACUUUCGUAAUUUCGGAGAAGUAGUUACUGGUGAAGAGGCGGAGAAAUGACGGGUCUUUCGCCGAAGUACCAUUGCAGUGAGAUUUCCCAAGCGAUAUGUUCGCGUAAUCAUGAUGUCAGCAGUAAACGUGCACGUGUUUCCCGCUACGGACGACGAAGGAGUUCGGUUGGAUGUGUCUCAUUGGUUGUGGUGUUGUGUUUAGGAAUGAUACUGGCCGAAAGGACUCCAUCGCCGCAACAAGAGCAGGACAUCUUGAUAUUGGAAGCACUCGGAAAACGUCAAACGUUCAACAACAAUAAUGUGGAUUAUGGGCCAAACUCUUUAAUGGAAUUGCUAGGGAGAAUGAUCCCGCAGACAUGUCGCUACAAGGGUCGAAAAUUCGAAUGCGGCCUGUCGAUCUCGUGCGUCCUGGGCGGUGGAAAACCGAUCGAUCUCUGUUCCGGCGGUAUGAUAUGGUCCUGCUGUAUCGAUCGAGAUCUGCAGCCGGACGUGGAUCCGGAACAGGGAGCUGUGCAUAAUGCCAGUGACAUAAUAAAUCUGUUCGACUUCUAUCCGUCGUCACCGUCAUCGUCGUCUUCGUCAGCUUCAUCUACUUCACCGCAUUCCGGUGGUCACUUAGGUCGUCCACCCCAGACGAAUCCGCCUCAAACGGCGCUCUAUUCUAACAACGGCAACUACAAUACGAAGCCGUCCUAUCACCAGCACUAUCCGGUAAGCAGCACAACUCCGCCCGAAUGGGGAUACGACAGUAAUCAGUUGGGCAACGGGUUAAACACACCAUUCGGGCAGCACCAUCGGCCGCAACAUCAUCACUUUUCCGGAGGAACUUUGCAUGACGAUUCCGAGCAUGGCCCUACAGCCAGUGCCAUCUACAGCGAGCGCCCGUUCACUUUCGGAACGAGACCUUCGACGGUAGGAUCCACUUUCAGCGGUACGGUUGGCAGUAACGGUCCACUGGUACAGCGACCUUCCUCCAUCUACAGUUACCUAGGUUCCAACCAGCAAGAAGACGAUGGAUAUGGAAUCGAAAACGGUUGCGGUGAGCUUUACACGAGAACCAAUCGCAUCGUUGGUGGCCACUCGACUGGAUUCGGUUCCCAUCCGUGGCAAGCGGCCCUCAUUAAAACUGGCUUCCUAACGAAGAAACUCAGCUGCGGCGGAGCGUUGGUCUCCAAUCGCUGGGUCGUGACGGCUGCUCACUGUGUCGCUACCACCCCAAACAGCAACCUGAAAGUGCGGCUUGGCGAGUGGGAUGUUCGAGAUCAGGACGAACGGUUGAAUCACGAGGAGUACAGCAUCGAACGGAAGGAGGUGCAUCCCAGUUAUUCGCCGAGCGAUUUUCGCAACGAUCUCGCGCUGGUAAAAUUAGACCGCAAAGUAGUCUUCCGGCAGCACAUUCUUCCCGUUUGUCUACCACCGAAGCAGACCAAACUGGUUGGCAAAAUGGCCACCGUUGCCGGUUGGGGUCGGACGAGGCACGGACAGAGUACAGUUCCUUCGGUGCUACAGGAAGUUGAUGUCGAGGUGAUACCAAACGAACGCUGCCAACGGUGGUUCCGGGCAGCCGGUCGACGAGAAACCAUUCACGAAGUGUUUCUGUGCGCCGGUUACAAGGAAGGCGGCCGUGACAGCUGCCAGGGAGAUUCAGGCGGACCGCUGACGUUGACCCUGGACGGCAGGAAAACACUGAUCGGACUGGUUUCGUGGGGAAUCGGAUGCGGACGGGAGCAUCUGCCCGGUGUGUACACCAAUAUUCAAAAAUUUGUGCCUUGGAUAGAGAAAGUGAUGGGCAAAGAGUUUGCGUAGUGCGAGCCUGUCAUUCGUCGUUUCGUUUAAGGGGAUGGAUACUUCCUUGUACAUAGUCAAUUAAGAGAGAGAGAAAGAGAAAUGUUCAAUGAUUUAGCAAGUAGUUGAUUGUACGUAUUGAACAGUAACUUCAGAGUUGCGUGCUCUUACCCUAUUCAUUACUUCGGUAGUUGUGCAAUUGCAACUCUUGGUAGCAUUUUAAUUUUUAAGAUACAAACGCAGAAUGAUAGUAAUUUAUUAGUAAUUUAUUUUAAUUACUUUUACCGUAUUUGAAGGUUCGGUUUCGUAAAUGUACGAAUGAAAUAAUAAACACUAUUUUUAAAACCGAUAGAAGUGUAUUCGUUUCAAAACAAAAUAAAUUUUGUUAAUCUUUUUAGUCGAGUCGUUCCAAACAGACCUCGUUUUGCUCCUAAAAUUCAAUAUCACAGUAAAAUUAAAGCGCAAAGUUUUUUUUUCAUCUUAUUCUUUGAAACAUAUAAAUGAAGUCCCUGCACACCA
Malaya genurostris is the source of this 3123-nucleotide messenger RNA. Its product is annotated as serine proteinase stubble. Gene Ontology annotation, molecular function: serine-type endopeptidase activity. The record is from RefSeq and is a predicted model, not a curated record. Lineage: Eukaryota; Metazoa; Arthropoda; Insecta; Diptera; Culicidae. The transcript has 7 exons. Gene Ontology annotation, biological process: proteolysis. The coding region runs from base 865 to 2625 and encodes 586 amino acids.